Molecule: messenger RNA, 2684 nt
Organism: Apodemus sylvaticus (European woodmouse)
Lineage: Eukaryota; Metazoa; Chordata; Mammalia; Rodentia; Muridae
Gene: Mpl
Product: MPL proto-oncogene, thrombopoietin receptor
Exons: 12
Coding region: 48-1949 (633 amino acids)
Biological process (GO): hemopoiesis; positive regulation of cell population proliferation; cytokine-mediated signaling pathway
Cellular component (GO): external side of plasma membrane; membrane
Molecular function (GO): cytokine receptor activity; protein binding
Source: RefSeq, a predicted model, not a curated record
UUCCUGAAGGGAGGAUGGGCUAGGGCAGGCACACAGUGCCGGAGAAGAUGCCCUCUUGGGCCCUCUUCAUGGUCACCUCCUGCCUCCUCUUGGCCCCUCCAAACCAGGCACAAGUCACCAGCCAAGAUGUCUUCCUGCUGGCCUUGGGCCCAGAGACCCUGAAUUGUUUCACCCAAACAUUUGAGGACCUCACCUGCUUCUGGGAUGAGGAAGAGGCAGCACCCAGUGGGACACACCAGCUGCUGUAUGCCUACCCAGGAGAGAAGCCCCGUGCAUGCCCCCUGCAUUCCCAGAGUAUGCCCACCUUCGGAACCCGGUAUGUGUGCCAGUUUCCAGGCCAGGAUGAAGUACGCCUCUUCUUUCCGCUGCACCUCUGGGUGAAGAAUGUGAUCCUCAACCAGACUUUGAUCCAGCGGGUGCUGUUUGUGGAUAGUGUGGGCCUGCCAGCUCCCCCCAGGGUCAUCAAGGCCAGGGGUGGGAGCCAACCAGGGGACCUUCAGAUCCACUGGGAGGCCCCUGCUCCUGCCAUCAGUGCCUUCCUGAGGCAUGAGCUCCGCUAUGGCCCCACGGACUCCAGCAACGCCACCGCACCCUCCGUCAUUCAGCUACACUCCACAGAAACCUGCUGUCCCACUUCCUGGGUGCUGAAUCCAGUUCCUGUUCUUGACCAGUCACCGUGUGUUCAUCCCACAGCCUCCCUACAACAUGGACCAGUGAGGACCUCCCCGGCUGGAGAAGCUCCAUCUCUGACAGUGAAGGGUGGAAGCUGUCUGGUCUCAGGCCUCCAGGCUGGCAAGUCCUACUGGCUCCAGUUACGCAGCCAACCUGACGGGGUCUCUCUUCGUGGCUCCUGGGGACCCUGGUCCUUCCCCGUGACUGUGGACCUUCCAGGAGAUGCAGGGACAAUUGGACUUCAGUGCUUCACCUUGGAUCUAAAGAAGGUUAUCUGCCAAUGGCAGCAACAAGGCCACACUGACUCCCGAGGCUUCUUCCACCACAGCAGGACUCGGUGCUGCCCCACAGACAGGGACCCCACCUGGGAGAAAUGUGAAGAGGAGGAACUGGAUCCAGGGUCACAGCCCGCUCUGUUCUCCCGCUGCCACUUCAAGUCACAAAACGACAGUGUUAUUCACAUCCUUGUAGAGGUGACCACAGCACAAGGUGUCGUUCACAGAUACUUGGGCUCCCCUUUCUGGAUCCACCAGGCUGUACUCCUCCCCACCCCAAGCCUGCACUGGAGGGAGGUCUCAAGUGGAAGGCUGGAGUUGGAGUGGCAGCACCAUUCAUCUUGGGCAGCUCAAGAGACCUGCUACCAGCUCCGGUACACGGGAGAGGGCCUGGAGGACUGGAAGGUGCUGGAGCCGUCUCUCGGAGCCCGGGGAGGGAUCCUAGAACUGCGCCCCCGAGCUCGCUACAGCUUGCAGCUGCGUGCCAGGCUCAACGGCCCCACCUACCAAGGCCCCUGGAGCGCCUGGUCUCCUCCAGCUAGGGUGUCCACGGGCUCCGAGACUGCUUGGAUCACCUUGGUGACUGCUCUGCUCCUGGUGCUGAGCCUCAGUGCCCUUCUGGGCCUACUGUUGCUGAAGUGGCAAUUUCCUGAGCACUACAGAAGACUGAGGCAUGCUUUGUGGCCCUCACUUCCAGACCUACACCGAGUCCUAGGCCAGUACCUUAGAGACACUGCUGCCCUAAGUCCCUCUAAGGCCGCCGUUGCUGACAGCUGUGAAGACGUGGAGCCCAGCCUCCUGGAAAUCCUCCCUAAGUCCUCAGAGAGCACUCCUUUGCCCCUGUGUCCCUCCCAGCCUCAGAUGGACUACCGAGGACUGCAACCUUGCCUGCGGACCAUGCCCCUGUCUGUGUGCCCACCCAUGGCGGAGCCGGGGUCCUGCUGCACCACACACAUUGCCAACCACUCCUACCUGCCACUAAGCUACUGGCAGCAGCCCUGAGGGCAGUCCCCGUGCUACUGCAGACCUAUGGCUUCCUGCACCCUACCUUAUCCAUCCUUAACACCAACAACCAACCCAUCCAUUGUUUCCCCACUUCCUGUCUCUCCAGAUGGCUGCUCACAAGUCCAGAGCUCUUUCUCCGCAAUCACUGGGCUCCUCUGGCUCUUGAUUUUUAUUUUUUUAGACAGUGUUUUAUUAUGUAAGUCUGAUGGCCUAUAACUUACUAUGUGGACCACCCUGGGUCCCACGGCAUCACCUUCCUUCCUAGUUCUGUUCCUGCCUCUCCGAGCAUACCAGCAGCAAAACAGCCAACUCGGGGGCUGGCCCUGUCGUUCACACCUGCUAGCUGUGCAAACUUAGGCAAGUAGUUGAAUGCCUUUGAGGUUUUUCCCUCUGGUCUGCAGAGAUGAUAACAGAGCCCCACAGGGCAGUGUGAACACUUGAGAGCACGAUGGCUGGGAUAGAGUAAAUGCUUAAUAUACCUCAACUAGUGUCCUAUUUCUUCUUUUCCUAUUCUGGUCUUUAUUAUAUGACAACCAUCAGAAAGUUCUUCUCUCCAGCCCAAACUUCUAUAGUGCCCACAGUGUUUUGUGUGGAUUUUAACAUGUGUGCCUCUUGCUCCUGGAUGGUGAGUUGAAAGGGCAAGGGUUAGGAUCUGUCCUUUCUCCCAGCGUCUGGAAUACUAUUUGGUGUAUGAUAGGUAACAGACCUUCAAUAAAUAUCAGCUGAGUGAAA